Messenger RNA from Trematomus bernacchii (emerald rockcod), 678 nucleotides. RefSeq lists its product as uncharacterized. The coding region runs from base 1 to 534 and encodes 177 amino acids. The transcript is spliced from 4 exons. Gene Ontology annotation, cellular component: membrane; cytoplasm. The record is from RefSeq and is a predicted model, not a curated record. NCBI's taxonomy places the organism in Eukaryota, Metazoa, Chordata, Actinopteri, Perciformes, Nototheniidae.
AUGCGGCGGGUCUGGGCUGUAUUCAGGGCUCACCCUUACGUCGGGAACGUGCUCGGCUACACCACGCUUUUCGCCUCGGCUGACGUCAUACAGCAGAGCGUGCUGGGGGGGGGACACGCGAGACCCGGCAUCGACUGGUGUCAGACGGCUCGCGUGGCCACUGUGGGGUUCUGUUUCCAUGCCAACUUCAACUACUUCUGGCUGCGGGCGCUGGAGCGCGCGCUGCCGGGGGGCGGGAUCAGGGCGGUGACCGGGAAGGUGGCGGUGGAUCAGAUGGUCGCUGCCCCGCUCACCAUCAGUGCCUUUUAUAUCGGUUUAAGUUUACUAGAAAACAAGGAUGACGUGUUUGAAGACUGGAGACAGAAGUUCUGGACCUCUUAUAAGACUGGAGUGAUAUAUUGGUCAAUAAUGCAGGCAGUGAACUUCACCCUGGUUCCUCCUGUGGCUCGCACAGUGUUUCUGGGAGGCAUCGCGCUGACUUUCACCAUCUUCCUGUGUCACCUCAGACAGCAGAGUGACAACAAACUUGAAUAAACCUAAGAUCCUCAACUCCAUGACUAAUGUUUUUGUAUGGAACAACUGUGACAUUAAAACGUUUUUUGAGGGCAGGAUUGGGUGUCAAAGUUAUACUGAGAAAACAAGGGAGGGAAUACAUAGAAAUAUGUGGUAAUUCCAAAU